Drosophila elegans is the source of this 734-nucleotide messenger RNA. RefSeq lists its product as uncharacterized. The transcript has 2 exons. The coding region runs from base 87 to 659 and encodes 190 amino acids. NCBI's taxonomy places the organism in Eukaryota, Metazoa, Arthropoda, Insecta, Diptera, Drosophilidae. The record is from RefSeq and is a predicted model, not a curated record.
AAGGGUAUUUGCAGUAAGCUGCGAAAUCGCACCAAUGCAUUCUUAUAUAAAGCAAUUUGCGAAAGCAAUUUCAUAUUAUUAACAUAAUGAAAUUACUGAUUGUUUUAAUCACCUUGUUGAUUAUUGAUUUUGGUGUGGCCCAAUGGCAUUACCAAUGGCAAUGGAUGGGCCAAGCAAAAUCUUCCCGUACCUCGUGUGAUUGGAAUACAGGAAGAUACAAAUGCAGCAAGGAAAGUUGCACACAUUCAUUCGACGGCAAAAAAGAAUGUAGUAUAACAGAAGUUCCAGCAGCUGGAUUCCCUGCAGCAAAUAAUGGAUAUAUCCCAAACUCAGGGAUCGGAGGUGCCAUUUAUGAAAGCCAUGGCUCAACCAAUUACGAAUACGGAAACACAGGAAAUCGUGGUCAUUCAUCUCGGAGACAUUGCAGAACGCACAACGGAAUACAAACUUGCAUCUAUCAACGAUGCACUUUUAUCAACGGGAAGCAAGAGUGUUUCUCAAGCGAAAGCAACCCAAGUGCCGGAUCGACAGGAAGAAACGAACAAGUCCCCAGUGAAUAUAAUGUGUAUUACCAAAAUUUUGGAAACAGCGGCCCAAAUGGUACACCUUCAAAAAAAAGUGAAAUUUCACAUGCAGAAUUUCCUGGAAGAUUUAACUGAUUAUAUUACUUGCAAGUUGUUGAAUUAAAUUGAGAUGUACAAUUUAGCAAUAAAAAGCAAUUGUCUUAAGCCUCA